Drosophila rhopaloa is the source of this 691-nucleotide messenger RNA. It is a transcript of the gene sing, whose product is annotated as protein singles bar. Bases 10 to 540 code for a protein of 176 amino acids. The transcript has 3 exons. Gene Ontology annotation, cellular component: membrane. Lineage: Eukaryota; Metazoa; Arthropoda; Insecta; Diptera; Drosophilidae. The record is from RefSeq and is a predicted model, not a curated record.
AAUCAGACCAUGGCCUCGUUUGGAGUUCGGGGAAUGGGCCAGCCGUUGGGCAUCCGGAUCUGCUGCUGCCGCGUGUGCACCUGCAUCAACUUUGGGUUCGUUCUGUCGCGGAUCGGGCUCCUCAAGCUGAUGCAGCUGGGCCUGGCCAUGCUCUGCGAGGGACUGCUCAUCCGGUACGGGGUGCCCUAUGCAGACUCCAUUGGCCAGGCGCUGACCAGCUUCCUGGCCACCACGGGUCACUGCUUCACCACCACCGGCAUCCUGCUGCUGUGCUACGCAUUCUCCGACAAAUCCUACAGCCUCAUCCGCCAGUCCCUCUUUGAGACAUUGUUUAACGGCCUCGCCAGCUGCAUGUACUUCAGUUCGGCGAGUUACAUGGGAUUCGCCUGCGUGGUUUGGCUGCAUCCACAGUUCCUGGUGCGUCCCGGAUUCUGGGCAUAUCCAGCCAUGACUGCCUGCUAUUACAUGGGCUAUGCGGCGGGCAUUUUGCAUGCUCUGGAUGCCUACUUGGCAUUCCGGCACUUUCGAGGAGCGCGCUAAUCCCGGCCAGACAAAAGUCUUAAUCUUAAGUUAUUCGUGGACAUAUAUAUUUAUGAGUUUUAGGCUUAAGGCACCUUUCUUCCGAUGGUCUCGAACAUUCACAGUAAAAGCGCUUAGUCGUAUCUUUAUAAAUAAUCAUUUUUAAAAUGGA